Polypterus senegalus (gray bichir) is the source of this 2941-nucleotide messenger RNA. RefSeq names its product N-acetylglucosaminidase, alpha (gene naglu). NCBI's taxonomy places the organism in Eukaryota, Metazoa, Chordata, Cladistia, Polypteriformes, Polypteridae. The record is from RefSeq and is a predicted model, not a curated record. The coding region runs from base 47 to 2317 and encodes 756 amino acids. The transcript is spliced from 6 exons.
UUUCAUGUGACACUCAUCCAGCUCUCCGGGUGGGUCUGGAGUGACGAUGACGCGUUGCUGUCACUUUCUUGCUAUCACCCUCCUGACUCUGGGCAUCCCGGAGGCGAUUAGCAGCUGGACGAGUUUAGCACACCUCCGGCCUCGUGUAGAUGAUGGGAUGCAGACGCGAGCGGUUACAGAGUUACUGCGCCGCCUUCUGGGGGAGCGGGCGUCCGACUUUGUGGUGUCGGUGGACGGAGCGCUGGGGCGGGCUGAAGGCGACCUGGACUCUUACGAGCUGAGCUCGACCAAAGAUGACAAGGUCUCUGUAACUGGAAACACCGGCGUGGCGGCGGCGAAUGGUGUCUACAGCUAUCUGAAGGAGUUCUGCGGCUGUCACGUUUCCUGGUCGGGCGACCAGCUGCGAGUGCCCCGGCCGCUGCCACGGAUUCCAGAAGUGAUAAAGGUCAGCUCUCCCAAUAGGUUCAGGUACUACCAGAAUGUGUGCACACAGAGCUACUCCACUGUCUGGUGGGACUGGCCCCGCUGGGAGAGAGAGAUCGACUGGAUGGCCCUGAAUGGGAUCAACCUGCCACUAGCCUUCACUGGACAGGAGGCCAUAUGGCAAGAGGUGUACCUGUCCCUGGGUCUUAAUCAGUCGGACAUAGAUGCAUUCUUCACUGGCCCAGCCUUUCUGGCCUGGGGGCGAAUGGCAAAUUUACAUUCGUGGGGUGGACCUUUAUCACAAAACUGGCAUGAGAAGCAAACAUCCCUGCAGAAGAAGAUCCUGGACAGAAUGCGGUCUCUGGGGAUGAUUCCAGUCUUGCCAGCCUUUGCCGGUCACGUGCCAGCAGCCAUUACCAAGCUGUUCCCCCAGGCAAAUGUGACACAGCUAGGACCAUGGAGCCACUUUGAUUGUAACUACUCAUGCUCCUAUCUCCUGGACCCUCGGGACCCCUUGUUCCUGAACAUUGGCAAGCUGUUCCUCAAACAGCAGCACCUAAAAUUUGGGACUGAUCACAUUUAUAGUGCAGACACUUUUAACGAGAUGAUCCCUGCGUCGUCUGAUCCUGUUUACCUGUCUGCAGUUAGCAAGGCGGUGUUUUCUUCCAUGACGGCAGUUGAUCCUAAAGCUGUCUGGCUCAUGCAAGGUUGGCUUUUUGUCCAUCAGCCAGAUUUCUGGAAGCCUCCUCAGAUCAAGGCUCUGCUGCUUGGUGUACCCCUGGGCAGAAUGAUCGUGCUUGACUUGUUUGCAGAGUCCACACCUAUCUAUAUCUCCACCAAAUCCUUCUACGGCCAGCCCUUCAUCUGGUGCAUGCUGCACAACUUUGGCGGGAACACCGGCCUCUUCGGGACAGUCGAGAGUAUUAACCAAGGUCCGUUUGAUGCCCUCCAUUUCCCUAACUCCACCAUGGUGGGGACAGGCUUGGCACCUGAAGGCAUCGAGCAGAAUGCUGUGCUGUAUGAGCUGAUGAGCGAACUGGCCUGGCGGAAGGAGCCUGUCAACCUUCUGAAGUGGGUAUCUGCUUACGCAACGCGCCGCUAUGCCAGCAGCAGUGAGAACGUGGCAGCCGCCUGGCGCCUCCUCUUCCAGAGCGUCUACAACUGCACCAUCCCAUUCUACCGAAACCACAACCGCAGCCCACUGGUGCGCCGGCCGUCCCUUCGAAUGGACACAAACAUCUGGUAUAAUCGUAGCCACCUGUACGAGGCCUGGCGGCUGCUCUACCUGGAGGCCAAGUCGCUGGCAUCUUCUUCGGAGACCUUCAGACAUGAUCUUGUGGAUGUCACAAGGGAAGCCCUGCAGCUCCUCGUGAGCGACUACUACCAGGAAAUCACUACUUACUUUGCCAAUCGCCAGUUGACUGAGCUGAUGACUGCGGGUGGAGUCCUGCUUUAUGACAUUUUGCCUGAAUUAGACAACCUCCUGUCUAGUGAGGGGCACUUCCUGCUUGGCGUCUGGUUGGAACGGGCGAGGGCUAUGGCACUGGAGGAGAAAGAGGCUGACCUGUACGAGUUCAACGCUCGCAAUCAGAUCACACUCUGGGGCCCCAAUGGGAAUAUCCUGGACUAUGCCAACAAAGAGUGGGGUGGUCUUGUCAUGGAUUACUACGCCCAGCGUUGGGGGCUCUUUAUCAGCACUCUGAUUAAGUGCAUUGACCAAGGGGUUCCUUUCAAGGAGGAGGCUUUCAACCGUGCUGUCUUCCAAGAGGAGAACGCCUUUGUGACCAGUCGGCGCAAGUAUCCCGUUGAGCCAGUGGGGGACACCUACGAGAUCGCCUCCAGAAUAUUCGUGAAGUAUUACCCACAAGCUGUGUGGAACCUGCGGAAGGUAUGAUGAGCCUGGGACACUCCCCCAUGGUGCCCCCCUUGUACUCCAGCCUCCAGGAUGUGCCAUCUGAGAAGAUGUUAUUGAAUCAGUGUACCUCGCUUGGACAUCUCCAAAUUUUUGUCCAGUUGCUGAUGGUGGGAACUCAUCUUUAAUAGUGCAAUGUGGCAGCUUGUACCUGUCUCAUGUUCCCCGGCAGGUGAGGUGAUGCUUCACAGGUUUCAUCCUGUUCAUGUUUCUAGUGGCCUGAACUUGGGUGGCAUGGUGGGAUUAGGGUGAGGGAGUUUAUAAGACCCAGACUCAACCUGUUUAUGUUCAAACCCCCAAUUGGGAAUGUUCUAGACUCAAAGCGUUACCAGGUUUCAAAUCAGUGCCAGGUCUUGGUAGGGGAGGGGUCAGUCAGUCUGCCAGUCAGUGUUUAGAGGAAUACUCCCACCAAAAAUGACAUUUUGUUAUCUGCUGUUUACCCCGCAUUAUUUGUUAUGAUGACCGAGAUAAACGUUUAUUAGAGAAACAAAAAUUCCUGAUGCAACGGGCUUUAGUGGGAGCCCACACUAAACACCAUCCAUCCAUCCAUCCAUUUUCUAACCCGCUGAAUCCGAAUACAGGGUCACGGGGGUCUGCUGGAGCCAA